Messenger RNA from Laccaria bicolor S238N-H82, 621 nucleotides. RefSeq lists its product as uncharacterized. The record is from RefSeq and is a predicted model, not a curated record. NCBI's taxonomy places the organism in Eukaryota, Fungi, Basidiomycota, Agaricomycetes, Agaricales, Hydnangiaceae. The transcript is spliced from 2 exons. The coding region runs from base 1 to 621 and encodes 206 amino acids.
AUGGCUAGUACUCUUGGUCACGCGUGCGGCGUGACAGCUCUUCUUCUCUUACCAUCAUCGUCUCCGCCAGCAAUGACAGCGACGACGAACAAUGUUGAUGCGAUACAGGAGGACCGUCUCGUCGAGCUGACGGAGAUGGAGCGAAACAACUCAGAGACGACCAACGAUUCGCCGUUUACCUCGGCUUUGACGACGCCUGUGGAUCAAGAUGUGCCCAUCAAUGUCUUUCAGGGGAUACACGAGGCUCUUGCGAGAGAUAUGGACGGCUCAGCGGUAGACUCGUACUUUGAUUCAAAGGCUGUAGGCAAAGGCGCGGAUAUCGCGCAGGUAUCGCAGCAGUUAGAGGAAGGAAGGGUGGUUGAGGUUGAGGUUAGCUUUAUGCUUCUUUCAACCGCGGAACCGUUUUACAGCCAUCCAUUAGAUAGCCCCAGACGCAGCGUUGGAACUGGUGGCGACGUUGGUCCCGGAAGCGAUUUUGGCCCCGUAGGCAACGUUAGCGCCAGAAACAACGUUAUCCUCAGAGACGUCGUCGUCAUUGGUGGUAGAAGACACGACAACCGACAGGCCUUCUCUUUCCCCGUUAUACCAAGAACCGAGUCCUAUGGUUGGGGAUUUGAAUGA